GAAAAAAUUAACCGUAACGUGUUAAAUUUGAAGUAUGAAAUGAGAUCACUUCAUGAAAAGAUUGAUAAAAUUGAAGAAAUGAUCAGAAACAACACAAUGAACAGCAAUGCUGAAUUGAACAAAGAUGCAAGUGUAUCAGAUUUAUUUAUAUCACUAAACAGUGAUUUUCCUUUAGAGGAUGAAGAUGCUCUUCAAACAUUUGAAAAUAAGCUGUUAGAUAACAAUUAUAGGAUACAAUUAGUGGCUGAACUUGCCCGUUAUGUGCGCAAUACAUUACCAAGUACCAUAAGGGCUAUGAUGCGUUUUCUUUUCAAAGACACUUUACUACAAGAGUAUAGUUAUAAGGGGCAAAAGAAAAAAAAAGUGUUUUCAACUCUUGGAGCUAGCUCUAUUAUAUUUGAUGCUGUGAAAAACAUGAAACGUUAUCAAAAGCACGAUAAAAUUGAUGUGGAACAACCUAUGAAAAUUUUUAUAGCUGGUGCGAAAUUUAGAGAGCACAAAAUUGUGGAACUACAAUCAAAUACAUUAUAAUAAUAUUAAAUGUAAUCAUUGUUAUUUAUGAU
This is a messenger RNA of Rhopalosiphum padi (bird cherry-oat aphid), 563 nucleotides long. RefSeq lists its product as uncharacterized. The transcript is spliced from 3 exons. The coding region runs from base 40 to 531 and encodes 163 amino acids. The record is from RefSeq and is a predicted model, not a curated record. NCBI's taxonomy places the organism in Eukaryota, Metazoa, Arthropoda, Insecta, Hemiptera, Aphididae.